AUGGCUCAACGACACACUUUCCAACAGGAAUACCAAUGUCUGCAGUCCAAGCAGCCGCUUCCUUCCUCAAGUUCAAUCCGAAAUUUGAACCCUUUCCUCGAUGGCAAGGGGAUUCUACGGGCCUGUGGGCGUCUGAGGGCGUCCCACUCGCUGCGUUACGAUGAGAGUCAUCCAAUCAUCCUCUCGUAUUCCUCGUCCUUUGCACGACUACUGGUUCGUUUCACCCAUCGUAUAUCCUUACAUGGGGGUAACCAAGUCGUCAUGCGGCUGAUCCGUUCCAGAUUCUGGAUUCCAAAGUUGAAGGUCCUCGUUAAAUCCACCAUCAACUCCUGCAAGGUUUGCGUCAUCUACAAGAAGAGAUUGCAGACCCAAAUGAUGGGGAACUUGCCCAAGGAAAGGGCGUCCUACUCGAGACCGUUCACGCACACUGGAGUCGACUUCGCCGGCCCAUUCGAAAUAAAGAACUACACUGGCCGAGCCUGCCUUAUCACCAAAGGAUAUGUCUGCGUCUUCGUGUGCUUCAGCACGAAGGCGAUCCACUUGGAGGCAACAUCGGAUCUCACGACGGAGAAAUUCCUGGCCGCAUUCUCCCGUUUCAUCGCACGGCGCGGGUGUCCACACCAAAUGUACUCGGACAACGGGAAAACCUUCGUUGGAGCUGACAAAGUGAUCUCCAACGACUUCUUGGAAGCGACGAGGGAGUGCAUUAUCGCACAACACGCCCACAAGAGCCUAUCCUGGCACUUCAACCCGCCGGGCGCCCCGCAUAUGGAGUUGUCCACUCUUCUCGCUAAGAUCGAAGCCUGCCUGAACUCAAGGCCGAUUUCCCCUAUGUCCGAGGAUCCUGCGGACUUACUAGCGCUCACUCCUGGCCAUUUCCUCAUAGGUGGCCCUCUUAUUUCGGUGUUGGAACCACCAAUUAAUCAACCGGCCACCUCCAUCCUCAACCGAUGGCAGCGACUGAAGGCUCUUCACCAACAAUUUUGUUUCCGUUGGAAAGAUGAGUACCUGAAGGAGCUGCACAAACGGACGAAAUGGCAAUCCCCUACCCGGAACCUUCGGAUCGGUGACAUGGUCGUCAUAAAGGAAGACAACCUCCCCUCUAACGAGUGGCGCCUAGGACGGGUGCUGACGACGUGUCCAGGCACCGACGCCAAGGUCCGAGUGGUAGAUGUGCUCACGGCGCGGGGUACCAUCCGAAGACCCGUUGCCAAACUUAUCCUACUCCCGAUGGACAGCAAGACUGACCCCUCCACGUCAGAAGGACUGAAGGACGAAUAA
Molecule: messenger RNA, 1281 nt
Organism: Drosophila sulfurigaster albostrigata
Lineage: Eukaryota; Metazoa; Arthropoda; Insecta; Diptera; Drosophilidae
Exons: 2
Coding region: 1-1281 (426 amino acids)
Molecular function (GO): nucleic acid binding
Source: RefSeq, a predicted model, not a curated record